AUGGCGGCCUCUAAGGUGAAGCAGGACAUGCCCCCGACAGGGGGCUACGCCCCGAUCGACUACAAGCGGAAUUUACCCCGUCGGGGACUGUCAGGCUACAGCAUGUUUGCCAUUGGCAUUGGGACCCUGCUCUUCGGGUACUGGAGCAUGAUGAAGUGGAACCGAGAACGAAGGCGCCUGCUGAUCGAGGACCUGGAGACCCACAUUGCGCUGUUGCCGCUGUUACAGGCAGAGGCUGACAGGAGGGUCCUGCAGAUGCUUCGGGAGAACCUGGAGGAGGAGGCCAUCAUCAUGAAGGACGUGCCCGACUGGAAGGUGUUCCCCUUGACGGCAUUCUCCCGGAAACAGAGGACGGUGCUGGUUGUAUGUGGUCCGGAGCAGAACGGGGCGGUGGGGCUGGUCUGUGCCCGGCACCUUCGGGUAUUCGAGUAUGAACCAACCAUCUUCUAUCCCACUCGGUCAAUGGACCAGCUGCACCGGGACCUGACGACCCAGUGUGAAAAGAUGGACAUCCCCUUCCUGUCAUACCUGCCCACAGAGGUCCAGCUCAUCAAUGAUGCCUACAGGCUGGUGGUGGAUGCUGUGCUGGGCCCUGGCGCAGAGCCGGGUGAGGUUGGGGGCCCAUGCACCCGAGCACUGGCCACACUCAAGCUGCUGUCCAUUCCCCUCGUGAGCUUGGACAUCCCUUCAGGCUGGGACGCAGAGGGCAGUGACGCCGAGGACGGGCUGCGGCCUGACGUGCUGGUGUCGCUGGCGGCGCCCAAGCGCUGCGCCGACCGCUUCUCCGGGCGCCAUCACUUCGUGGCCGGCAGGUUCGUGCCCGAGGACGUGCGCCGCAAGUUCGCGCUGCGCCUGCCGGGGUACGCAGGCACCGACUGCGUCGUGGCGCUGUGACCCACACCUGACCUGACUUGAAGCCCCAAUAAACAGACAUCC
Elephantulus edwardii (Cape elephant shrew) is the source of this 936-nucleotide messenger RNA. It is a transcript of the gene YJEFN3, whose product is annotated as YjeF N-terminal domain containing 3. The transcript has 8 exons. Gene Ontology annotation, molecular function: NAD(P)HX epimerase activity. Gene Ontology annotation, cellular component: mitochondrion. The coding region runs from base 1 to 894 and encodes 297 amino acids. The record is from RefSeq and is a predicted model, not a curated record. NCBI's taxonomy places the organism in Eukaryota, Metazoa, Chordata, Mammalia, Macroscelidea, Macroscelididae.